Molecule: messenger RNA, 852 nt
Organism: Prorocentrum cordatum
Lineage: Eukaryota; Dinophyceae; Prorocentrales; Prorocentraceae
Source: the annotation of a GenBank genome assembly
AUGCCGGUCGCGCCGGCGGCGUGCCCGCGCGGCCGGCGGCGGGCUCCGGGCGCCGCGGCGGCCCUCGCCGCGCUCGCCGCGGCGGCCGGCGGCCCGGCGGCGGCUGCGGCCUCCGCGCUGGCCGCGGGCGUGGCGCGGCGGCAGCGGCGGGGCGGGCCGGCGGCGCGGCGGCGGGCGAGCCUGGUGGAGAAGCUGCGGAAGAAGGCCGACAGGGAGAAGCCCGCGCUGAGGGACUUCGGCGCCGCGGGGGCCGCCGCGGGGGACUUCGACCUCUUGGAUAUGACGCCCUCGGACGCGGCGGACAUGAACGACCUCCAGCUGGAGUGGUUCCCCGAGGAGUCCUACCCCGACGGGGUGCCGUGGUGCGAGCGGCUCCUCGCGCACGACGGCGUCGUCGCCAUCAAGGCGUGCCUGCCGGACGACCCCCAGCGGAUGGCCAUGGGCUUCGCGGUGGUGUUGUGCACGCGUGGGGCGAUGGAGGACUUUUUGAUGAAGCCCACCGUUGACACGCUGCGGCAGGAGCUCACUUGCAAGUACUACAUACCCUUCGACGCCCCUUCGCGGCGCGAGCUGGGCUAUGUGCUCAGCGUCGGGCUGGUCGGCGAGUUGCGCGGGCGCGGCCUUGCGGCCGCGCUGCUGCGGAGGGCGCUGGGGGAGGCGCAGGCACGGGCGCCCGAGGGCGUCAGGGCCUUUGCCCUGGACGUUGCGGACUACAAUGCCGCGGCCGUCCGGUACUACGAGCGGGAGGGGUUCCGUUUCGUCAAGGAGCAGCCCGACACGUAUGCCGGGGACGGCCGGCGGACGCACAGCGCGAACUUGUACGCCAAGCUCGUGGACGUGCCCCAAGGCUGA